GUUUCCAACCGAUGGGUUCCUGCUUCUGGUCCUGCUGCUCUACGCACCCGUGGGGCUCUGCCUCCUCGUCCUGCGCCUCUUCAUUGGUGUACACGUCUUUUUGGUCAGCUGCGCCCUGCCUGACAGCGUGCUGCGACGGUUUAUUGUACGUGUGAUGUGCUCAGUGCUGGGCUUAUUUGUGCGGCAAAGUGAUCCCCGGCUUCGUGAUGUCAAUGUGAGGGUGUAUAUCGCCAACCACGUGACACAAUUUGAUCACAACGUCAUCAACCUUCUGACCUCAUGUAAUACGCCUGCAUUGAACGGUGCCCCUGGUUUCAUCUGCUGGUCACGGGGAUUCAUGGAGCUGGGAGUAACAGGAAGCCGAGCAGAGCUGGUGGAUUCCCUGAAGGUGUAUUCAUCCCACAGAGGAAACCCCCCACUGCUCCUCUUCCCAGAGGAGGCUGCCACCAACGGCCGGGCCGGCUUGCUCCGCUUCAGCUCUUGGCCGUUCUCAAUCUUGGAUGUGGUACAGCCAGUUGCCCUACAAGUUCAGAGGCCUUUGAUCACUGUGAGUGUGGCUGACUCCUCCUGGGUGACAGAGCUGCUCUGGACCUUCUUUGUUCCCUUCACCGUAUAUGAAGUAAGGUGGAUGCCGUCUGUCCCCAGACGAGCUGAAGAACUGAGUGAGGAUUUUGCGCUCCGAGUUCAGGAGCUCUUGGCCAUGGAGCUGGGUGUGGUAUCCACACGGCUCACUGCAGCAGAUAAAACCGAACACAUGAAGAGGCUGAGACACACAUCGCUUCUCCCCUUUUCCCCAGCCUCAAGCCAGCCCCUGGCAGCCAGACCCAGGGUGCCUCCCAGCCCGACUGGUGUUGCCCCUGAGGAUGUGCAGAUCACGGCAAUGGCUCAGCGGGUCAAGGAGGUGCUGCCUCACGUGCCUCUGGAGGUCAUCAGGAUAGACUUGGCCCAAACCAGCUGUGUGGAUACCACCAUUGCCAACUUGCUGGAGGGAAGAGUGCCCUUCCUCCCUGAAAGUAAGGAGGCUGGUACUGACCUGCCCGCCCCGUCUACCUCCCAGGCUGCAGCUGCUUCUGGCAUCCAGGGCUCCGUAGCUGUGCCUUCUUCCAAGCCAGCUACAAAGCAAUUUGCGAAAUCCCCUGUGGAGCGGCAUCUGUCCUUGCAGGAGCGGAAACGAGCGUUGUACGACUACGCCAGGAG
Cariama cristata (Red-legged seriema) is the source of this 1197-nucleotide messenger RNA. RefSeq names its product ancient ubiquitous protein 1 (gene AUP1). Gene Ontology annotation, molecular function: ubiquitin binding. The transcript is spliced from 10 exons. The annotation marks the transcript as partial. Lineage: Eukaryota; Metazoa; Chordata; Aves; Cariamiformes; Cariamidae. The record is from RefSeq and is a predicted model, not a curated record. Gene Ontology annotation, cellular component: membrane.